Phragmites australis (common reed) is the source of this 1049-nucleotide messenger RNA. Its product is annotated as ras-related protein RABA2a-like. The record is from RefSeq and is a predicted model, not a curated record. The coding region runs from base 231 to 890 and encodes 219 amino acids. NCBI's taxonomy places the organism in Eukaryota, Viridiplantae, Streptophyta, Magnoliopsida, Poales, Poaceae. Gene Ontology annotation, cellular component: endosome. Gene Ontology annotation, molecular function: GTP binding; GTPase activity. The transcript is spliced from 2 exons.
GGAGUGAGCUGGGAAUUAGCUGACUCGGACGCAGCGUGGGAGUGAGUGAAAGCCAGCAGAGCAGAGCAGAGCAAUAGACCCAUCCGCGCAUUUGCUUUCUCGGUCCGUCAGUCUCUCUCCUUCCUGCAGUCGGUGACUGAGAAGACACGCACGCACUCGCGAGCGAGAGAGGGAGAGAGACGAACGCAAGACAGAGCAGGAGGAGGAAGACGAAGGAAUCAAGAAAGUGAAUGGCGGGGCGGCGUGCGGAGGAGGAGUACGACUACCUGUUCAAGGUGGUGCUCAUCGGGGACUCCGGUGUGGGCAAGUCCAACCUCCUCUCCCGCUUCACCCGCAACGAGUUCUGCCUCGAGUCCAAGUCCACCAUCGGCGUCGAGUUCGCAACACGAACACUCCAUGUUGAAGGCAAGAUCAUCAAGGCUCAGAUCUGGGACACGGCAGGCCAAGAGCGGUACAGGGCGAUCACGAGCGCCUACUACCGUGGAGCCCUUGGCGCGGUCCUGGUCUACGACGUGAGCAAGCCUACCACCUUUGACAACAUCAGCCGGUGGCUCAAGGAGCUGCGCAACCACGCCGACUCCAACAUCAGAAUCAUGCUUGUCGGCAACAAGACCGACCUGAAGCACCUCCGUGCUGUCGCCACGGAGGACGCACAUAACUUUGCCCAAGCAGAAGGCCUGUCCUACAUCGAGACAUCAGCGCUGGAGGCGACAAACGUGGAGGAGGCGUUCCAGCUGAUCCUUGGCGACGUUUACCGGGCCGUCAGCAAGAAACCCAUGGCGUCGGAUGAACCUGGGCCAGGGGCUGCCGGAGGCGCUAAGGAAGGCAAGGCGAUCAAUGUGGCGGCCGGCGACGCCACUGCUGAAAGGAAGCAGUGCUGCUCAGCUUAGAAAGUGACACAUGCCUCCCCUCACCUUCUUCUCUUCUAUUCACGAGUCAGCGACGUAUGUGUUCAUUUUGUUGUGAUGCUCUAUAUGAUUACAUCAUACCAAGUCUUUUAAUCGUUUUGUAUCAAGUAUUAGCAUGCCUAGACUCCAAAUUUCUCUCUC